Messenger RNA from Coccomyxa subellipsoidea C-169, 1029 nucleotides. RefSeq names its product CRAL/TRIO domain-containing protein. The coding region runs from base 22 to 855 and encodes 277 amino acids. The record is from RefSeq and is a predicted model, not a curated record. NCBI's taxonomy places the organism in Eukaryota, Viridiplantae, Chlorophyta, Trebouxiophyceae, Coccomyxaceae. The transcript has 7 exons.
ACUGAUCUGAAAAUACGAAAAAUGCUUUCCUUUCUCAAGGGAUCUGAGGUGCAAGAAGAGGAUAAGGCAUCAGCAUUGAAACACCUCAUCAAGAACAUCAGCGGAUCCGAUGUUGAAGCAAGUCUUCGGAGCGGUGGAGAGCAAGGGUUGCAAGAUAAGGGAGGCCUCGAAGCCCUUCUGCUGCGCUUCUUGCGGGCUGAAAAAUACAAUGUGCCCAAAGCAGAGAAGCGGCUUAGAGAGCAUGCUGAAUGGAGGAAAGUGUUCUUCCUUAAUGGAAGCAUCUCAGAGGAGGAGAUCAAGAAUGAGCUGGCUGCUCAAAAGGUCUUCGUGCAAGGCUGUGACAAGUUUGGCCGUGGGAUUAUUAUACUGCUGACAGCACGGCACAGCAAGUCAACCCGUGAUCUGGACGAGACCAAGCGUUUGAUCUGCUACAGUUUGGAGCAGCAGAUUCAGCUGCAUGAUGCAGUGCGCAAUCCGGACGGAAAAGGCAUCGGCAUCUUUGACAUGCGUGGAAUCGGCAUGGACUGCUUGGACGCUGGUGCUCUGCGGGCUGUGUUUGACCUCCUGCAAAACCAUUAUCCUGAGAGGCUUGGGGCCCUCUACAUGUAUGAAGCUCCGACAAUUUUCUGGGCUCUCUGGCACGCAGUCAGCCCUUUCAUUGAUCCAGAGACAAAGAAGAAAGUGAUUUUUGUGUACGGCUCCUCAGGGGCAAAAGAAAUCCAGAGCAUCAUUUCUCCAGAGGUGCUACCCACAGAGUUUGGCGGCACUGCGGAAUUGAUCCCUGCUGAGAAAGCUGUAGCUCAGUUCAAGGGAAGCACCAAGGCACAGAUUCAGAACGGAGGUUUGAUCUCUUAGAAUCAGAAGAGAGUAUUACUUGCAGUCAGAAGUGAGCUGAGUACUUUGGAUAUUGGACAUAUGCAAAGAACUCUGAAGAGCAGUGCGUAUGCUCUUGAUCUGUCAGCAUUGAGUAAUCUCCUUUCAACCUUUCCAGCAUUUCUUGAAAAAUCUUUAAGGGCCAUUGCCAAAUUA